GCCACGGCUUCUUGGGAUCUGGCCACAGCAGAAACGACGCCUGUUUGACAAGGGUGUUCCUGAGUGUAGUUGGGAUUUGAAAGAACCAAAGACCCCUCGGAGUUCUGGAUCUGAGCUUUUUCUCUGUUCAUGGCUGCAGCACCUCUCCUCAGUUUGUGAGCUUCUCCCUGAACAGCAGCCAUGGCCUUGAAGAACGUGCCCUUUCGCUCAGAGGUCUUAGCCUGGAACCCGGACAGCCUUGCUGAUUAUUUCAGGAAGUUGAACUACAAGGACUGUGAGAAGGCGGUGAGGAAGUACCACAUUGACGGUGCUCGGUUUUUGAACCUGACAGAAAAUGACAUCCAGAAGUUCCCUAAGCUGAGGAUGCCGCUUCUCAGUAAGUUAAGUCAAGAGAUCAACAAGAAUGAAGAGAGAAGAAGCAUUUUUACACGCAAAACCCAGGUUCAGCGAUUUCCAGAGGAGACAGAAAGCCAUGAAGAAGACAAUGGUGGCUGGUCAUCCUUUGAAGAAGAUGACUAUGAAAGUCCCAACGACGAUGAUCCGGAAGGGGAGGACGAUGGUGACUACGAGUCCCCCAAUGAGGAAGAAGAGGUGUUGGCGGAUGAUGUUGAUGAUUAUGAGCCUCCCCCCUCCAACGAUGAGGAGGCUCUGCAGAACUCCAUCCUGCCCGCCAAGCCUUUCCCCAACACCAACUCCAUGUACAUAGACCGGCCUCCCACCAGCAAGGUUUCCCAGCAGCCUCCGGUGCCCCCACAGAGACCGAUGGCCGCCCUCCCUCCCUUGCCGACAGGCCGGAAUCACUCACCUCUGUCUCCACCCCAACCCACCCAUGAAGAACCCAGCAGAAAUCGAAACCACAAACCAGCAAAGUUGCCUCCUCCAUCAAUAGACAGAAGCACAAAACCUCCCCUCGACCGCUCAUUGGCGCCCCUUGACCGAGAGCCCUUUACACUAGGAAAGAAACCAACAUUUUCUGACAAGCCCUCAGCCCCUGUGGGAAGCAGGACUCUCGGGGAUCAUUUACCCAAGAUACAAAAGCCUCCUUUGCCACCAGCCAUGGACAGACACGAAAGGAAUGAGAGGAGCGGACCCUUGACAGCAAAGAAGCCACCAGUUCCAAAGCAUGGACGGGGACCAGACAGAAGAGAGACUGAUGAAGAUGAUGUGCAUCAAAGACCUUUGCCCCAGCCAUCAUUACCCACUAUGAGCUCCAACACAUUCCCUUCAAGAUCUGCCAAGCCCAGCCCCAAGUACACAUUCCCAUUGUCUCACAUGCCGGGAGCCUUCUCAGAAAGUAACAUUGGCUUCCAGCAGAGUGCCUCCCUGCCUCCAUACUUCUCUCAAGGUCCCAGCAAUAGACCACCUCUCAGGAAUGAAGGUAGAAACUUACCCUUGCCAGUUCCAAACAGGCCGCCGCAGCCUCCAUCUCCUGGGGAUGAAGAGACUUCUCUAGAUGAAGAGUGGUACGUCUCAUAUAUUACCCGGCCAGAGGCAGAAGCUGCUCUUAGGAAGAUAAACCAGGACGGCACUUUCCUGGUUAGAGAUAGUUCUAAGAAAACAGUAAACAAUCCGUAUGUCCUCAUGGUGUUGUACAAAGACAAAGUUUACAACAUUCAGAUCCGUUACCAGGAGGAAAGUCAAGUAUACUUGUUGGGGACUGGACUUCGAGGAAAAGAGGACUUUCUGUCUGUAUCAGAUAUUAUUGACUACUUCAGGAAAAUGCCACUGUUGCUCAUUGAUGGAAAAAACCGAGGCUCCAGAUACCAGUGCACGCUGACAUAUGCUGCAGGGUGUCCAUAGCAAGUUAGCCAAGCAAGUCAGUCUCCCGACUCUUGUCAAUGCAGGAGGAUCAAGCAGCCUUAGGAAGUGGAUGAACACUUAGGACUAAAGCAGACCCUCAAGGUGGGCAGAGUUUUGCCCUUUCCUUUAAAAAGUGUUUGAAGAUUGCUGAAUAUCCCAUAAUUUAUUUAUUUUCUUCAAUGUCUGUGAAGUGCAGACAUAAUCACGUCCAUAUAUGAAGUCUAAGAGUGAAUUGCAGUACUUCAUCUCAAGACAUGAGAUUUUGAACCAUCCAUCUCAAAAUACAGUACUUUACAUACUACAGAAAUAAUGUGGGGCAAGUUUAAGAAGUACUGAAACUGAUUGUUUUUUGAUCUCACAUGUUUUAUAAUGAAACUUUGUCAGUCCAAGGCAACUUGUUUUUUACACAGCUUAAAACAAUUAACUUUCUGAGCAUCAAUAACUUAAGAGGCUCCAGAAACAUAACCCCAUUCUUUCUUAUUUGGUUUUUCAGGGAGUAUUUGCAUAUAUUUUUUAUUUGAGA
Messenger RNA from Onychomys torridus (southern grasshopper mouse), 2323 nucleotides. RefSeq names its product lymphocyte cytosolic protein 2 (gene Lcp2). The record is from RefSeq and is a predicted model, not a curated record. The coding region runs from base 181 to 1800 and encodes 539 amino acids. Gene Ontology annotation, biological process: intracellular signal transduction; cell surface receptor protein tyrosine kinase signaling pathway. Gene Ontology annotation, molecular function: protein binding. The transcript has 21 exons. Lineage: Eukaryota; Metazoa; Chordata; Mammalia; Rodentia; Cricetidae.